CCGGGCGGGUAUAAGGAUGCAGCUGUUUGCUGUGAGCCGUUCAAUGCAAGUAGAUCAGUGUUUUAAAAUGUAAGACAUGGGCAAGCUGCAAAACUACAAUCGCGUAGAUCCACAUUUAUACAAUAAACACGCUAUUUCGCAAUGGGACUUGCUGACUCAGUAGGACUUCUGACCUUAUAGGUGUUGCAGUGAACUAGUCCAUCUGGAUAACUUCACAAGGGGAAGACACAAUGUCUUUGUCCGUUUUUGUUUUUGUCAGUUUCUCUUUAAUGUGGGCAGUUGGUCAAGCAGAGCCCAUCGUGGACUCAUCGUAUGUUGCUGCUGUAUAUGAGCACAACUUAAUCCUGAACCCGGAGCCUCGUGUCCCCCUGUCCCGCCUCGCUGCCCUGCAGCAUAUGCAGAAAAACCUGGAUAUCUACGAGGAGCAGGCUGCCCGGGCUGCUCAGCAGGGUGCCCAGAUCCUGGUGUUUCCAGAAGACGGUAUUCAGGGUUUCAACUUCAGCCGUUCAUCUAUCUCUGGCUACCUCGAAACCAUUCCUGAUCCCCAGCACGAGAGCUGGAACCCCUGCACAGAGCCGAGCAAAUACAACAACACUGAGGUUCUCCAGCGAUUGAGCUGCAUGGCCCGUCGUCACAAUCUUUAUGUGGUGGCCAACAUGGCUGACCUGCAGCCCUGCCCCCUGAAGAGUGACCCCUCCUCAUCCUGUCCCCCUGAUGGACGCUGGCAGUUCAACACCAACGUGGUUUUCAGGUCAGAUGGCAUGCUGGUGGCGCGCUACCAUAAAUACAACCUUUACUUUGAGGAGGCCUUCGACAUGCCGCCGAAACCUGAGAUCGUAAUAUUUGAUACACCUUUUGCUGGAAGGUUUGGGCUCCUAAUCUGCUUUGACAUCCUGUUCCGCGAGCCCACAGUUACCCUGGUGGAGAAGGGUGUGCGUCAGCUGAUCUACCCCACAGCCUGGAUGAAUCAACUCCCCCUGUUGGACACGAUCCAGUUCCAGCGUGCGUUCAGCUUGGGUGCUAAUGUCACCUUGCUUGCAGCCAACAUCCGUAAUGACCGCCUGAUCAUGACAGGGAGUGGUAUCUACACCCCUUUUUCUGCCACUUGUCACCAUGCACAGAAAGGUGACCCAGAGGAGGGCAGGCUGCUGGUUGCCAGGGUGCCAGUCUUAGACCCACUGUGGUUGGUGCAGAGUGUGGCCACAGAGGUAGUCAGGAGUGAGUCUGCAUCAUUGACAGCUACGGACUCUGGAUACUGUCACCAAGAGAGCUGCUUUGAUUCAUCUUCUCCUGAAACUGCUCCAUCGGUUCCUCCCUCCUCUGCCACCUUCACCUCAUCCAUGAUGUAUGACCCGUUUACAUUUGUCCUCCUAAAGGAGACAGAGGGUGAAGUGAACGUGUGUGACGGCACCUUUUGCUGUCACCUGCAGUACCAAUGCUUACCACAUGGUGGCAGCAAAGAGCUCUACGCAUUGGGAGCAUUUGCUGGAACACACAUUGUGAAUGGACGCUACGCGCUGCAGGUGUGUGCACUAGUCCGCUGUGCAGGGUUGGAAGUCAGUUCCUGUGGACAGGAAGUGAAAGAGGCUGAAUCUAAAAUUGACUUCCUGUUGGAGGGGAAGUUUGGCACCAAAUAUGUGUACCCAUCAAUUUUGGCCAGCAAACUGGUCCUGGAGCAGCCAGAGCAUCUGGAAUCAGCUGCAGAAGGUAGAGUGACAAUGAAACACUCAAACAUGACUGGUGGGCUGGUCACUGCCUGUCUGUAUGGACGAAUGUAUCACCUGGACAAUGACUGAACUGAUUUAGAAAAGAUGAGUGUGUCAGGAGAAAAGCAAAGAUAGCCAUGCCCCAAAGCAUACCCUGCUUUAUUGUCUUUAUUACUUUAAAUGAAACCAUAACUUAAAAUGAAGCCACAAGCUUCAUUUAAAGGGGUCCAAACAGAUUGCAAGCAUUUGAGUGCUUCUUACUUUUUUAUUCGACAAGAUGCCAAACUGUUGAUGUUCUUUGAAAUAAUUGAUGACAGUCACCACUAUAUGCUGAUACUCUUUUGACAUAUAUAAAUCUGCUUUCACAAACAUCA
This is a messenger RNA of Plectropomus leopardus (leopard coralgrouper), 2080 nucleotides long. It is a transcript of the gene btd, whose product is annotated as biotinidase. The record is from RefSeq and is a predicted model, not a curated record. Lineage: Eukaryota; Metazoa; Chordata; Actinopteri; Perciformes; Serranidae. Gene Ontology annotation, molecular function: hydrolase activity, acting on carbon-nitrogen (but not peptide) bonds, in linear amides.